AUGCAGAUGGAUGAGGCUUCCUCAAGGGACUGCAUCUGUGCUGCAUUACUGGCCCACCCGGGCGAGGACACCAGCGGUAACAUCAUUGUGGUCUCCGCCCCACGCUGUACAUUACUUAGAGCCACUGAAGAGUUGGGACUAUGUAAGUUUUACCGCAACGAGGACAUGGCAGCCUUCUCCUACAACGACAGAGACAACUUUAAAGAUUCAGACAACAUGGAGGUGUUCCUGACCCUGGCAGAGAGGCAGUACAUAGUGAAGUAUGAGCUGGACGGCAUGCGGGCGCAAAGAGACCUAAGAAUACCCGGCCUCUCUGACAGCUACACACUGCAUCACCGAGACAACGUCUGGCAGAAGCUUGGGUCAGCUGGUGUUAUUGUGGACAUGUUUCCCCUCCACAUCCCGGCCAAACUGAAGGAUCUCAGUAAAGCCUGGUACUCUGGGAAUCAGCUGGCUCAGCCACUGGAUUCAGUCAAUGGGUAUUUUGGAAGCUCUGUGGCUUUCUACUUCAGCUUCCUUGAUUUCUACACCUGGUCUCUGCUCCCACCAGCGAUACUAGGCCUGUCCAUCACAUACUUUUCAGGCGAGGUUCAGAAGGACAUGGAGUCAGUCUCUGGCUCAGGAGUCACAAGGGUUGAAGAUGAAUCAGCAGUUGUCAGCGGCCACAUGAUCCAGGCAGUGUUCAGCAUGCUCUGGUCCACGAUUUUUAUGGAGCUGUGGAAGCGUCGGAGCGCCUCGCUGUCCUACCGCUGGGGGACCCUGUACCUCGCAGAGCGCUUCGCAGAGCCCCGGCCCGGUUUCCAUGGCGAGGUCGGGGUCAACCCUGUGACAGGUCGGGAGCCGCUCUUUCCUGAAUGGCAGAGGGACCUGCGUAUGGCACUGGUGUCAGUCCCAGUGGUGGGGCUGUUCCUAGGGUUGGUGGUACUGGGUAUGCUUUGUUUCUUGGGGGAGGCCCAGGUGCAACAGCUACACAAAGACUGGGACUCCCUGUUGUCUCAGACUUUGCUCUACUUGCCAUCAAUGCUUCACAUUGUCUAUACAAACAUGUUGGCGACUGCUUACAGGACGGUGGCACAGUCUCUGACUGAAUAUGAGAACCACAGAGAGGAGUCUGCCUUCGAGAACCAUCUGACAGCCAAAGUCUUAGUGUUCACCUUCUUCAACUACUUUGCAGUGCUCUUCCACAUCGCCUUCUUCAAGCAGGAUGUGCCUUUGCUUCGAAAGCGUCUAGCAUCAUUGCUGAUAGUGACACAGCUGGUCAACCAGUUCACAGAGGUGGUCAUACCCUUGGUGGAUCGGUUCAUCAGUGCCCCCUAUAGGACAGAGAGUGAGGACGAUCCAGAGGAGGACAAAUUUAGGAACCAGAGCAACCUACCUGCUUUCCCUGGCCUGUUUGCAGAGUACAUCGAGCUCCUGGUGCAGUUUGGGUAUUUGAGUCUUUUCUCCUGCGUGUAUCCUCUGACGGCUUUGCUGCUGCUCAUCAAUAACGUAACGGAGAUCCGAACGGACGCCUACAAGAUCUGCAAACUCUUCCGCAAGCCCUUCUCCCCCCCUGUGGCUAACAUGGGCGUGUGGCAGAUCGCAUUCGAGGUCCUGAGUUUUGCCUCUGUUGUGACCAACUGCUGGCUAAUGCUGCUCUCACCACAGUUACAAGAGCUGAUUCAGGAGGGCAGAAUGAGCAGCAAAAACAUCCUGCUGUUGGCUGUUUUAGUGGAGCAUGUGCUGAUCUUGGUUAAGGUAAUUUUGGCAUUACUGAUCCCUGAUGAACCGAACUGGAUCCAAAAGAGAGAGCGUAUUGAGUACACAUCCAUGCAGGCCUUGAGACAGCAGAAGCAGCAUUCUGAAGAGUCCUGA
Messenger RNA from Micropterus salmoides (largemouth bass), 1854 nucleotides. Its product is annotated as anoctamin-10-like. The record is from RefSeq and is a predicted model, not a curated record. Gene Ontology annotation, cellular component: plasma membrane. Gene Ontology annotation, biological process: chloride transmembrane transport. Gene Ontology annotation, molecular function: chloride channel activity. NCBI's taxonomy places the organism in Eukaryota, Metazoa, Chordata, Actinopteri, Centrarchiformes, Centrarchidae.